Aspergillus chevalieri is the source of this 1038-nucleotide messenger RNA. It is a transcript of the gene aspD, whose product is annotated as septin aspD. The coding region runs from base 1 to 1038 and encodes 345 amino acids. NCBI's taxonomy places the organism in Eukaryota, Fungi, Ascomycota, Eurotiomycetes, Eurotiales, Aspergillaceae. The transcript is spliced from 6 exons. Gene Ontology annotation, biological process: cytoskeleton-dependent cytokinesis. The record is from RefSeq and is a predicted model, not a curated record. Gene Ontology annotation, molecular function: GTP binding; GTPase activity; molecular adaptor activity. Gene Ontology annotation, cellular component: cell division site; microtubule cytoskeleton; septin ring.
AUGGCCACGACUACUACCCCUUCGGUUCCCACCGCGACCGUCUUUCCUCGCAGCCAUGUCGGCUUCGACAGUAUCACUUCGCAGAUUGAGCGGAAGCUGUUGAAGCGCGGUUUCCAGUUCAAUGUGAUGUGCGUUGGCCAGACCGGUCUUGGAAAGUCGACUCUGAUCAACACCAUUUUCGCUUCCCACCUGAUCGAUUCCAAGGGUCGUCUCACUCCUGAUGAGCCUGUCCGUUCGACCACCGAAAUUCAGGCGGCCUCCCACAUUAUUGAGGAAAACGGGGUCCGUCUCAGGUUGAACAUCGUAGACACUCCUGGCUACGGUGAUCAGGUCAACAAUGACAGAUGUUGGGACCCGAUUGUGAAAUACAUCAAGGAUCAGCAUUCGGCAUAUCUCCGCAAGGAACUCACUGCCCAGCGUGACCGUUAUAUCCAAGAUACCCGUAUCCACUGCUGCUUGUUUUUCAUCCAGCCCUCCGGCCAUGCACUCAAGCCUAUUGACAUUGUUGUUCUGAAGAAGCUGUCGGAUGUCGUCAAUGUUGUUCCCGUGAUCGCCAAGUCCGAUUCGCUCACCCUCGAGGAACGCCAGGUGUUCAAGGAGAGAAUCAAGGAAGAAUUUGCCUUCCAUAACCUGAAGAUGUACCCCUACGAUAAUGACGAGCUUGACGACGAGGAGCGUGCUAUGAAUGUCCAGAUCAAGGACAUCAUUCCUUUUGCUGUUGUCGGUAGCGAGAAGAACAUUGUCGUCAACGGCCAGCAAGUUCGCGGCCGCCAGAACCGUUGGGGCGUGAUUAACGUCGAGGAUGAAAACCACUGCGAAUUCGUUUACCUGCGAAACUUCCUGACCCGCACUCACCUGCAGGACCUCGUCGAGACCACCAGCCAGAUCCACUAUGAGACCUUCCGUGCCAAGCAGCUUCUAGCUCUGAAGGAGAGCAGCGCAGCAGGCGGUCACAGUGCUACUAGUCGGCCUAUCAGUCCCUCCGCUGACCGGGAACUCAGUCGUAACUCGCAACGGGCUACUAUGAACGGCUACUAG